Messenger RNA from Orussus abietinus, 2374 nucleotides. RefSeq names its product SET and MYND domain-containing protein 4. The record is from RefSeq and is a predicted model, not a curated record. The transcript is spliced from 11 exons. Bases 60 to 2348 code for a protein of 762 amino acids. Lineage: Eukaryota; Metazoa; Arthropoda; Insecta; Hymenoptera; Orussidae. Gene Ontology annotation, molecular function: protein binding.
UUACCGGGAGAUAACCUCAAAAUUGUGGAUUUGGAUUCCUGAUCCAAGCUGGCUUUAACAUGAAUGAUGGAGACUACGAAAUUACGCAGUGGCAAAUGCUGCUAGAUGUCCUACGAUCUAACUACGGAACGAAAUGCGCCUUACUCGACAUCGCAGCAAGGAAGAAAAGCGAAAAAGAUGUUAUGUCGUAUCUGUUCAAAAAGGCGGAUUUUAGGCACAUCCUCUCUUUGUGGCUCGAGGAACGUCAGAACUCCAACAAAACAAAGUCCACUGAGAAGGCGGAGCACUUGAAAAAAAAGGGCAAUGAGGAAUUUCAGAAAAAGGAUUACCGGUCGAGUAUACUCUCGUAUACGAAUAGUGCUAGAUUUGCUCCUUGGAAAAGUAAAAUUGCAGCCGUGGCUAUUGCUAAUCGAUCUGCCUCGCUCUUCUAUUUAGGCCUUUAUGAAGAGUGUUUAAAAGACAUAGAGCUGGCUAUGGAAUUGGAAUAUCCAUUGAAUUUACGGCAUAAACUUCUCCUGCGUGAAGCUCAGUGUCAUUUGAAAGGCAAAAGAAGAAAAUUGGCUAAAAAAGCAUUAAAGAAAGCUCGUGAAAUCAUUGCCUCGAGUGAAACUCUAUCCCUUUCGAAAAAAGAUUGCAUCGAAAAAGAGAUCUCUGUACUAUCUUUGGAAGCUUUAGAAAUCAAUAAUUCUUUGGAAGAUGAAGUGAGUCCUUUAUCCCCCGAUGAUGAAAAGCCUAAAUUUCCUUUUGAAAAAAAUCCAAGUUUUCCGUCCGCGUCAGUUGCUUUGGCCCGAAGAUACAGUACUGAUAGAGGAAGAUACGUCACCGCCGAAAGAACUAUAAAAAAGGGCGAACAUUUAUUUGUAGAAGAGCCCUUUGCCUUCGUCUUGUUGGAUUCUUCAAAAUCCGAUGGGAUUUGCGGAAAUUGUUGCCGGAAAUACGGUUACAGACCUAUUCCGUGUAUAUCAUGCCCAGAGGACCUGUAUUGUUCCUUAAAAUGUUCUAAAGAAGCGUUUCUAAGGUAUCACCGCUUCGAAUGUCCUGGAAGCCAAAUGGGUUUAUACCAACAAAUCGGUAUAGCUCAUUUAGCUUUGAGAGUAUUACUUACCUGCUCUUUUACUACCGAUAAAGAGAAGUUCAACGAGGUGCAAUGCUUAGUAACAAACAUUAAUGACAAACCUCCCGAAGAUCUUUUGAUGUACGGAAUUACCUCAUUGAUGUUAACUUUAUAUCUCCGUACUUACACUGACUUCUUUACUAAUGUCAACUUGAAAUUAUGCUUCGCUGACAAAUUUUCAUGUAGUGGUACAAGUGAGGUUGACAAGUUUCAGCAUGAUGUUAUAAAUUUUGACGAUAAUUUCUCGGUCACUGAUCAGGAAUUGUACGUUAGUACUUUACUCUUGAGGUAUAUAUUACAAUUAAUUUGUAACGGGCAUGCGAUUACAAAAUUGAAUUUAACUGCAUUCAGUAAUGAUACGAUAGCUUCAGAAACACAAGAAAGAAUUGCUACAGGAAUUUACACGUCAGCCAGCAUGAUGAACCACUCCUGCGACCCGAACAUAGUACACAGUUUUCACGGCAGGUUUUUGAUUGUUAAAGCAGCCAGAGAUAUUUCAGUAGGCGGUGAAGUCUUCAACUGUUAUGGACCUCAUUUCAGAAGAAUGCCGACUAGUGAGCGGCGGAAUCAUUUAAAAUUACAGUAUCACUUUUUAUGCAAAUGUGAACCUUGUACUGAUCCUAAACUUCAGAAUUUUUUGGAACUGUUUAAGGCGUUUAUAUGUCCAAAGUGUAAAGGACCCAUUUACAAGAUUCAGGAAACCACCUACUGGUGUUUAAAUUGUCAAAAUAAAUACGCCAUUGAUUACACACGUGAUAUAAAUCAUGCAGAUGAAAUCUUUAGAGCUUCACAAAUUUCUAUUGAGAGAAGUCAACAUUUCGAAGCCCUCGAACAACUGCAAGAAUGCUUAAAUAUAAGAAGAAAUAUUUUAUAUCCACUUAAUGAAGACAUUACAAUUACGACAGAUACCAUUGGGAAAGUUUAUGCUAUGUUGGGACAAUGGCGGAAAGCCAUUGAAGUUUUAGAUCGCAACAUCAAGAGCAUUGAAAUAAGAUUUGGAUGCGACAGUAUAGAAGUAGCCAACGAAUUGAACAAACUAACUGACAUUUAUAUCCAAUGUUUGCGUCAAGAAGAGAAUAUCAAGAAAAAAAAGCAUACAAUUGGAAAAAUUCAGAAACUUCUGGAUCGCACUGAAGAAAUUAUUAGUUCUAGUUAUGGGCCAUGGCACGAAAGCCUUAAAGAUGUAGUAAACAAAAGAUUGGAAUUAUAUGCUGCACAGGAAGAACUGAAAUGAGGAAAUACAAAAUUAAACAUACUAAA